UUGAGGAGUGAAGGUGAUGGGAGUAAUGAAACAUAUAUCUUUCAGUUUUAAAUUUUCAGGUACUGUCAUUAUUAUAACUCUCUGAUCAAUUGCCAUUUAAUAGUAAUACACACCCCAACAAAAAAGAAGAAAGGAAGAAAAUCUGCAACUGCAGAAACUUAUCAGAGAGAUGGGGAACCAGCAGGUGCGUUACUGCAUCGGACGGCACAAGAAGAAGCACCAACCCAAUACAAAUACUGCUACAAAUAACCCGCCAAUUCCACAAACAGAAACCCAAACACCUCCUCCUCCUUACAAAUAUCCCUAUCAACAGCCCUCAGUUCCCACGUCAACCACUUCCACAGCCACCAACAACUUGGCUAUGGGAUUGUGUUUGCCGUACACCCACGUGGACUCCGCCUUGCGAGCUCUCGCUGCCCAAGCCGAAGGUUUUGGCCGCUUAGCCAUUGGCGGCCUUCACGGCCCUCUCUACCACGUCACCACUCUUGCCGAUGAUGGGCCAGGAUCACUUCGUGAUGGAUGUCGUAGAAAAGAAGCUCUCUGGAUCGUCUUUGAGGUUUCAGGCAUAAUUGAGCUCAAAUCCUACUUGAACGUCUCAUCUUAUAAAACCAUUGAUGGUCGUGGCCAAAGGAUAAAGCUCGUGGGAAAGGGUUUGAGGUUGAAGGAAUGUGAACAUGUCAUUAUCUGCAAUCUGGAGUUUGAAGGGGGCAGAGGACCUGAUGUGGAUGCAAUUCAAAUUAAACCAAAUUCAAAGCACAUUUGGAUUGAUCGAUGCAGCCUUUCCGACUUUGAUGAUGGUUUAAUAGAUAUAACCAGGGAGAGCACUGAUAUUACUAUUUCUCGGUGCCACUUCUCAAAGCAUAACAAAACUAUUCUUAUUGGGGGAGACCCUUCUCACACUGGUGACAGAUGUAUGCGCGCUACCAUUCACCAUUGUUUUUUUGAUGGGACCCGACAGCGGCAUCCUCGCGUUAGGUUUGCGAAAGUACAUCUAUACAAUAAUUACACCAGAAACUGGGGAAUCUAUGCUAUUUGUGCGAGUGUAGAAUCUGAGAUAUAUUCGCAGUGCAAUAUAUACGAAGCAGGAGAGAAAAAGGUGGCUUUUAAGUACCUCUCCGAAAAGGCAGCUGACAGAGCAGAGGCAAAUACUGGCUGUAUCAAAUCAGAAGGAGACUUGUUCGUCUGUGGAACUCAGGCAGGCUUAUUGACGCAAUCCCAUGAAAGUAACACAUUUCAUCCUAGUGAAUACUAUCCUAGUUGGACAGUUGAACCUCCAAGUGAUGCACUUAAACAUUAUAUCCAGCACUGCACCGGAUGGCAGCACAUACACAGACCUCCUGACCAGUCAGCUGUUGCUCAGCCAUGCUCAUAACAGUGUAUACACACACACACACACACAAAAGCACAUAGCCACAUACACAGACAGACGCCUGGAUAAUGAAUGCCUCUCGUGUUUAAUUCCCUGCAGAAGUCUAGAAGAACAAUGUCAGUCUUUCUCUAAUUGCCCUCUUGAUUUUUCCCCCACUUCUUGUAAGAUGGAGUAUUUCUUUAGGCAGAAUUCUAUCGUCUUAGCUAGUUGGACUAUUCGAUGUGUAUUAUUAAAGCUCUCGAGUUGAUUUGUUAAUGUUGGUUUUUCCUUUUAUGUCUGGAAUGAAACGCGAUUCAACGGCUAAA
Messenger RNA from Coffea eugenioides, 1674 nucleotides. Its product is annotated as probable pectate lyase 4. Gene Ontology annotation, molecular function: pectate lyase activity. The coding region runs from base 170 to 1372 and encodes 400 amino acids. The transcript has 5 exons. The record is from RefSeq and is a predicted model, not a curated record. NCBI's taxonomy places the organism in Eukaryota, Viridiplantae, Streptophyta, Magnoliopsida, Gentianales, Rubiaceae.